This is a messenger RNA of Astrephomene gubernaculifera, 612 nucleotides long. The record is from the annotation of a GenBank genome assembly. NCBI's taxonomy places the organism in Eukaryota, Viridiplantae, Chlorophyta, Chlorophyceae, Chlamydomonadales, Astrephomenaceae.
GUUAGGACGAUCGGCCGCCAACCUCUGAUUAAUUGUAGUACAGUAAGGUGCAACACUCCCGAUGCCAUUCUCCAUUGCAGCAAAAUAGCCUUUGCACGUUAAGCGUUCAUUGAAGGUUAGGGAUAGUCACAAGCUUAACCGAUUCUGAAAGACGUUUGGCAGGAGGACCCUUCCCGUCUGCCGAUCGAUUUGCAGAGAAUGGAUAAACAACUCCAGAUCACGAAGCAGCAGUUCCAGGCCUUGUUAGAUCGGGCCAACAAGCGCUUUGGCAAGUUGCGUGACCUACAGACUCGUGGCGACCACUCUUGGAGCGUAGCGCAAGCAUCCUUCCAUAAGACAUUUGACUCCUUCUCGAGGCUGUGGCAGUAUCAACUUAGCAACAGGCCCGCGCUGCUAGAAACCGGCUUGCAACGCUCCGAUCUCGGCUGCAUCGCCAGCAAAAUCGGACAGCUCUACUACAACUACUAUCUCCGGUCCGGCGACACGAGCGCCCUGCUCGAGAGCUACACCUUUUACGACGCAAUCCACACGCGCCAGUACUUCGCAUCGGCCGUUACUACCUCGCCGGCCACCGGGUCAACGACCUCAACGGCCAACAACCCACCAACCGCC